Phoenix dactylifera (date palm) is the source of this 903-nucleotide messenger RNA. RefSeq names its product transcription factor DIVARICATA-like. NCBI's taxonomy places the organism in Eukaryota, Viridiplantae, Streptophyta, Magnoliopsida, Arecales, Arecaceae. Gene Ontology annotation, molecular function: DNA binding. The record is from RefSeq and is a predicted model, not a curated record.
UUUAAAUCUCUCUCUCAACGGAGGAUUUGGAUUUGCGUUUGAUGUGAUGGAGUUCUUCCGCCGGUGGACGCGGGAGGAGGACAAGGCAUUCGAGAGGGCGCUGGUGGCGAUUCCGGAGGGAGCACCGAAUCGGUGGUUGCUGAUCGCGGCGCAGGUUCCCGGGAGGAGCCCGGGGGAGGUGUGGGAACGCUACCGGCUGCUGGUAAACGAUCUCGAGAUGAUCGAGCGCGGGGAGGUGGAGACGCCCUGGCAAUGGGACGACGCCGACGCCGACGACGACGACGCGGGCGAGAGCUCCGACGCCCCUGGGACCUCCAACGGCCGCCGUCGCCAGACCUCCUUCGGCCGGGGCCGCGGCGAGGAGCGCCGCCGGGGGAUCCCCUGGACGGAAGAAGAGCACCGGUUGUUUUUGGACGGGCUGGCCAAGUUUGGGAGGGGUGAUUGGAGGAACAUUUCGAGGUGGGCGGUGAAAACAAGAACGCCAACUCAAGUGGCCAGCCAUGCUCAGAAAUACUUCAUCCGCCAGGGCCCUAAUGCUAGCAAUAAAGAGUCUAAGAGAAAGAGCAUCCAUGACAUCACGAAUCCUUGAAAAGAUCAUAUAGCAAGCCAAUCUCUUUCAUUCUCUUUUUUUUUUUUUUUUUUAAGGCUUAGCUAUAUUCUCUCGCUAUAUAUAUAUAUAUAUAUAUAUAUAUAUAUAUAUAUAUAUAUAUAUAUAUAUAUAUAUAUAUAUAUAUAUAUAUAGCUUGAAAGAAUAACAUCCAUCCGGUAUCACAGGAUUUAUUUUAUUUCUGCAUGUGAAUUCCCUUCUAGUGGAACCUUAAUGGAUUGGUUUUGGCAAAGAAGCCUGUUUCUUGUGCUACAUUUUGAUUAUUGUGGUAUGAUAUUUGCGAUGGGUUCUCCUAA